ACGCAACAACCGCUCUCUACAUCGCCAUAUUGGUAACAACACAAAAAAUAUUGUGCCGCACACCUUUAUAAACAAUUUUUUAACGCUGAUUUUGUUUAUUCUCAAUCGGAACGUCGUUACGAAAUCAUCUUCUUCUUCUUUCAGAUUUUUUUUUUUUGCAUUUAUUUCGGCAUCGCGAUCAGUGAAACUCAUCAGAACCAGAAAUACUCAUAUUUCGUGUGAUAAAUUAGAAAAGAUAAAAAUUUCAAAGAGAGACAGAGAGAAACUUUUUUUUUUUGGCAAAAAUUAAAAAAAAAAGUAGAUUAUAAAAAAAAGAAAAGAUCAAAGUGAAUAUGUGGCAGUUUGGAUUAUUAUGUCUCUUUAUAGCUGGAUCAAGUGCCGAUCCAGCAUACUCCUCAUCGGGCGCAUCUGCUGGCUCGUACAGCAGCAGCACCGGUAACCGUGGCGGAACAGGUCUUUAUUCAUCUAAUUAUGUUGGAACCGGAAAUUAUGGUCCAAGUUAUCCCUAUCUAGGUGGCACAUAUACCUACGUUGGCGGAGGUCCUGCCUUUGGCUUUGUGCCAUUCGGCUUUGGUCCCGAUCCAUACCAAUUCCAGGCCUUUAUCCAAAACCAAUUCAAUCAAUUGCAACACCAAUUCAACAAAGUUGCAAGCUUGUAUAACGAGCAAUUUGCCCAUCAACAAGCCCUCUUGAAUAAUUUGCAACAACAAAGCAAUAUCCAACCGGGCGAAACGGUCGUCUAUACCAACUAUCCUGCUGAAGUUGUGACGACGGCAGAUCGCGUUGGCGGCACAACUUCCCAUAAAAAACCCUCGACUAAUAGUUAUGCUCCCUCCUAUAGUGGCGCGUCGUAUGGCGCUGCAGCAUCGGGAUCUGUUGGACCGGGCGGCGUUUACCAAAGUGUUUCGACCUAUCCCGGAGGUACUUUGAGCAAUCGGUUUGGCGAUGCACCAACUUCGGUUCAUUAUUCGAGCAGCGGACCAGGCUUCAGUGGAAUUUCCACAUUUGCUUCAUCGGACUCCAGUGGAAAUCGUCAAGCUGUUACUUCCGUCAACAACAACGGAAAAGUCACAACUUAUCAUACAAGAAAUUAAAAAGAGAAAAAUGGAAUUAUGGAAAGGAAUCGAUGGAAUUUUUAAUUUUUUACGCACGUGAUGAUGACUAAAAAUAAAAGAAAAAAAAAUACUAAUUAAUAUUUCGCGUCCAAUUGAAGUUUUUUUUCUACAUAAGAGAUAAUUAACUUUUUAAAUUAUAAUUUUUUACGAGACUUGGGAACAAGUUUGCAGAAAAUGUGACACUUUUUUAUAAAAUUUGUUAUUCGUAUAAGUGA
Culicoides brevitarsis is the source of this 1330-nucleotide messenger RNA. RefSeq lists its product as uncharacterized. The coding region runs from base 333 to 1094 and encodes 253 amino acids. Lineage: Eukaryota; Metazoa; Arthropoda; Insecta; Diptera; Ceratopogonidae. The transcript has 5 exons. The record is from RefSeq and is a predicted model, not a curated record.